Paramacrobiotus metropolitanus is the source of this 1864-nucleotide messenger RNA. RefSeq lists its product as uncharacterized. The transcript is spliced from 3 exons. The record is from RefSeq and is a predicted model, not a curated record. Lineage: Eukaryota; Metazoa; Tardigrada; Eutardigrada; Parachela; Macrobiotidae. Bases 194 to 1180 code for a protein of 328 amino acids.
CAGAAGGAAUCAAAUUUGCCUGUCUCACAAAUGUUUGUUAGUGACUGAUGCGCGCUAGUUUAGUGUAUCAGUCUGUAUGAAUACGUAAGUAUCGAGCAAAACCUUACGGUCCUUACCAUACAGAUAGCUGGUCACUGUCACAUCUCCCUAACAAAGCGUUCAACCGCCAACAAGAAAGCGCGCAUUUGCCACAAUGAUCACUCGAUCAAUUUCUCUGAUUUUUCUACUGGUUAUCGUGUUUGUCGCGACGUAUUCCUUCUUGACCGGUGUUUCGUUGAACCAGUCUGAAAUUUCCUCGGGAUACAUGGUUGAACAGCCCUUAAACCGGUCGGAACGCAGCCAUACCUCGGACACCUCGUUUGACGAAAUACUCCAGAACAACGUUGACGACGUCGUUAUACCAAAUGUCCACUCCAUUCACAUGGUGCGCCUGUACAGGGAAACCCCUACGCAACACCAGCACAGUCUGUGCUGGCUGGAGUGUGUGGCGCUGCUAUCGAUUAUGCUGUACGCUCCCCAAUACACGAUUUACGUCCACACUAACUACCCGGAUUUUUGGCCGUUUGACACUUGCGAUGGAUUGAUUCAGGAUUGGAGGAGUGUUAAGCUGGUGUACAGUCGGAGAAGAUUCGUUCUGAAUGGUGUGCGCAUGAACCGGGGUGACAAGUUCAUUGCCCAUGAAGCGGAUAUUGUGAAAUACAUGUCGGUGUAUAAGUUUGGAGGAAUCGCGGUUGAUUUUGACGUUUUCUUUUUGCCCAAUGUUACCCAAUUGCUAGACAAGCUCAAGAAUGGUUACGACUGCAUCGUUUCAAAAGAGGAGGAUCAUGUCAAGAAGAUGAAUCUUGGAUUCCUUGCCUGUCAUCGCGGAGCGUCGUAUGUUGCUGAUGUUUUGCGGGCUUAUAAUACAGACUACCAUCCCGAUGCAUGGGUUUACAAUAGCGGGGAGGUUCCCUGGCGGAUACACAGCGAAAGCCCAUUGUACAAACAAACUGUUUAUGUCGACGACGAAAUUGCUAACCAUCCCGGUUGGGAGACUAUAGAACACUUUACCGGCGGUCAACUGAAGAUUAACUGGCGCAUGAAGCCGGCAUUUCAUUCGUUCCUUCAUGACUGUGCUUACAACGUUACCAAGCCCAAACGGUUCGAUGGAGAUUGGGUGGGAGAGACCGGUGGCGUAUAAACCGCAUCGCCGAAUGCUGAUUGGGGCGGCGGGGAAAAGCGUUCUGGAAAAUCUUCAUGCGGUCGCCGACAUGAAUUUUGAAUAAACCAGUUCACAUACAGGAUGAUUACAUUACAAAAUUUAAUGUACAAGCACAUUCACGACAAACGUGCACGAUGUCAGUUCCGUCUAUGUAUUUAUAGCGUGCAAAACGCAUAAAAUUAGUAACGGUCUCAUGGUUUUUUUGUACUGGAUCAAUACAGCAGACAGGAAGCGAUGAUGUACGUUCGUGAUCAGACCCGGCGACGGGCGUUCCCGUUGAAAACGCGCAACGCAGACAUCGUAGCGAGAGUGUGAGCGGUGGAUACAUUGAGCUGCUUUCCAUCCUUAAUUUAGACAAGCAGCCGUCUGCCGGUGAUACAUCCUCGAGUGGGACGCUGGCAACUAUUCUAGCAGUUGUUGCCAGCGUUGUGUUUAUGAUAAGGAUGCUUAUUACGCUUUCCGUCCUCUGUGGAGUAUCAAUAUGAAUCCAUGCGUAAUUUAAACAGUACGUGCUGUAAUCACAUAAGGACUACUCUACAGACCGUUAAACGUUCAUUCGAUUGAUUGAACUUUCUAGAAACGAGAACCAGAAAAGGUACGCAGAAUUCGUAUAAACGUCUCAUGAAGUUUGUGAUUUUGUGCACUGCUCUCAAACACCGGCUA